UUCGAUUUUAUGUCGCUAUUUCAUUAUACCUGAUGAUGAUUGCUUGUGUUGCAAUCGAAACGUCGUAUGCUAUUAUUUUUUUCUUUAUACGUGACUUUACCGAAAGAAACAAAGAAUAUUUUUUACGUAUUACUGUUUCCAAUGAAGCGCAGUUUCUGCACACUUUAUUUAGAUCACGCGGAGCACUGUAAAGUUGUUUUCGGAAAGGUGUUUGCUUGAGAAAAUAACAUCCGUUAAGGACAUGGACGGCGCUCAAACGGAACUACUGCAUCGUGAUGCGGCAUUCUGCAAUGCUCCAAAGUGAGAACAUUUCGUUGAUGAAGAAGAGUUGACGACUCGAGAUCAUUGCACGCUGCCAACCAAUCAGCACGCGCCCCUUCUUCGCACGUCACGACUCCGCUGACCAGUGAGCGCGCGCUCUGGGCUACAUAAGCCGCCUUCUCCUCCCCGCCUGUGAGAAUCUUUGCCCUCACCAAGCCAUGGCUCGCACCAAGCAGACGGCUCGCAAGUCCACGGGCGGCAAGGCCCCCCGCAAGCAACUCGCCACCAAGGCGGCCCGAAAGAGCGCUCCGGCCACGGGCGGCGUCAAGAAGCCUCACCGCUACAGGCCCGGCACCGUCGCUCUGCGCGAGAUCCGCCGCUACCAGAAGUCCACCGAGCUGCUCAUCCGCAAACUGCCCUUCCAGCGCCUCGUCAGGGAGAUCGCGCAGGACUUCAAGACCGACCUGCGCUUCCAGAGCUCCGCUGUCAUGGCUCUGCAGGAGGCCAGCGAAGCGUACCUUGUCGCGCUCUUCGAGGACACCAACCUGUGCGCCAUCCACGCCAAGCGCGUCACCAUCAUGCCCAAGGACAUUCAGCUCGCCCGCCGCAUUCGUGGCGAGCGCGCUUGA
Messenger RNA from Lethenteron reissneri (Far Eastern brook lamprey), 890 nucleotides. RefSeq names its product histone H3. NCBI's taxonomy places the organism in Eukaryota, Metazoa, Chordata, Hyperoartia, Petromyzontiformes, Petromyzontidae. The record is from RefSeq and is a predicted model, not a curated record. Gene Ontology annotation, cellular component: nucleosome. Gene Ontology annotation, molecular function: DNA binding; structural constituent of chromatin; protein heterodimerization activity.